Molecule: messenger RNA, 2712 nt
Organism: Pleurotus ostreatus (oyster mushroom)
Lineage: Eukaryota; Fungi; Basidiomycota; Agaricomycetes; Agaricales; Pleurotaceae
Exons: 2
Coding region: 1-2712 (903 amino acids)
Molecular function (GO): protein binding
Source: RefSeq, a predicted model, not a curated record
AUGCUCUAUAGAAGAAACAAAUCAGCCCAGAAAGAAUCGACUUCAGACCUCUAUUUACCCAGCAACCAUUAUAUUCCUCAAGAUGGAUCAUCCCACUCAGACGACGCAGUCCCUUCUGGCCUCAGGCUCUUGCUUGAUGUCCCAGAGGAAUCCCUCCUCCACAUUACUUCUUAUCUCGAACCGCCGUCCCUCUUGGCCCUCGGACGAGUAUGCAAAAUCCUGUCUCAACACGUAAAGCUAGACAGCACUUGGCUUCGGGCGUUCGCAACUCAAUGCCUAGCAAUUUCUCCUGAGAGCGAUCUUGAAUUGAUUGAAAAUAAAUCCUUAAUGCUUAGGAGGUCCCCUCAGCAGCCAUGGAGGGACCUAUUCAUUGCGAGAUAUAAACUUUUGAGACGUUGGGGGUUUUCCGGCAACUCGCUAAUGACGCAUACACCAUUAAACAACGCUACGCCUGGGACAAGCAUGCAGCUCGCUUGCACACAGAUGCCAAAUAUCGCACCAUGGACCACUCCGAUUCCUAACAUAAUUGUUUUCUCCGCUUCAUCUGGUGCUGUUUGUCGUUCUUUGCCCCUUACCGGCAAGGUUGGUAACGUCUACCUGGCCCCGGAGCUCAUUGGAGUAGCACACCCGUGCGCCAUCUCUGCUCAUGAUGGUGCAGGAAAAGCCUUAUUUGGGUACCCCGACGGAAAAGUUGGCCUCGUUAUCGUACAGAAGGCCAUUGAUCACGCGAGCGUCAUGCGCCACGUUGUACCAAUCAUCAGUCCGAUCGACGUUAGUCAUACAGGACCAGUGUCAGCCGUUACAUGGGAGAAGCUCGACACUAGGAAGGACGGUGGUGUCAGAUAUGGGGCUAGCGUUGCCCUCGACAACACGGUCAAGGUUUGGGACGCCAACAGGAAUUCCCUACACUGUCUCUGGUCUUCACACCCGUCGUACGGCACAUCCUCAUUCUUCACUGUGGAAGCCAGGAUUACAGAUUACGGAAUCGUCGCAUGCGGCCUCGCAGACGGCAGUCUGUUUAUUUGGUCUGGUCUUGGGAAACUCUUGCCCACGUCUACGCGAUCUCCUACUCUCCAGACUCCAGAAAUUAGGGGGUUAGCCAUAGAAUGUCCAGUCGCUAGAUCACCAAACACGUCUCCCCUGACCAUUUCGAAGCUCGUCCUCGACGCUGGAGAUCCAGAGGCGAACAUAAUACAUCUCCUGGUUGCUUAUCAAGACGACGCCGAUUUCUAUCGUAUUUCCGUCGAUACCGUUACCCAGCAAACCCGGAUCACUUCAUUCGGUAACGACCCAUCCUUCGGCUCCAUUUCCUGCUUGGAGUCCUUCUUUACUCGUGUCCAAAACACGGAAGGUCGCAGUGUUGUCGUAGUUGGCGAUUCUUUGGGAUGUAUAAAUGUCUAUGACUGGACGGUAGACCUCGGGAGUGACACAUUACCAGGGGCUGCGCGAGAUCGCCCGGUCCUCCCUAUAUCCAGGUUCGAAGCCCAUACCGAGGGUGGAAAGAUCACCGCCAUUGCGGGUAACGAUGCCGUCCUGAUCACUGGAUCUUCAACCGGCGAGGUUAAGGUUUGGGACAGUUUGAACUUCGCCUUCAUCAGAGAGUUUGGGCCCAGAAAACGUGGUCAACAUAGAGCAGAGGCUACCUAUGACGAAGAAUCCAUCGGCCAAAUCCUGUUGACGGGGGACAAGCAAGUCCUUGUAUUCAACGUUGGCGAUAGAGUAGUUGGAUGGUGGGCUGGACCAGAUCGCAAGGGCUAUAGAGGCGGCGUUCGAGGUAGAAAUGUGGUGGGAAUACCGAAGAAGAAGAAAGACGCGGGGCGGGUGAGCAGAGGUUCAAGUAUGAUUUUCACUUUUCCGACAAUAUGUCUAGCUUCUAAUUCGUUCUUCAAAGAUGCCUACGCACUUCGGGCAGCCAUCGAUGAAUCCAGGGAUCUCACCGACGAUGUUCCUAUGCCUGAAGGUGUCCUCGAGCGGAGGCAAAAUGAACGAGAACAAAGGGUUGGGUUAGAGAGUCUGGGAUUAAGUGAAGCCGAAGCCGUGGAGUACGUGCUGAUGCUAAGCCGGGACAACUAUGAGGAAGAAUAUGAUGAACGAUAUAUUGGCGACGUGGAGGAAGGCGUGUUUGACAAUGAUUUCGAGCUUGAUGGAGUGGCGCACGUUAUCGCAGCUUCCCACCGCCCAAGUGCUCCGUCGCCUACCCCGUCGAUUCCGACUACUUCGCCCCCAUCAUCUUGGUCUAGUCCUCGACCCUCUCCCCAAGGAAGCCGUGCAGUCUCUUGGAUCUCCCGUUCAAACUCCAAUUCCAAGAUCCAGGUUUCUCCAAGAAUGCAGGAUGAGCCUAGAGAAGCUGGGUCCACUCGCAUCGGGAAACAACCUAGCGGCGGAUCGGAGUCCAGCAAACUGGAGGCCAUCAACAUAGACCAAUCCGAGCAACAUUUCCCUAUGAUGGCGAGCAAAAGCUGGACGGGCAGUCCCAGCCAAUACGCUGAUGGUACCCCGAAGUCGCGCGGCUCCCCUUCUACCUCUAAAUCGCCAUCCGCUUGGAACAAGCCUCUGGCCAUUAGUAAAUCGCCCGAGGCUCGCGAUAUGGAGCAACCCAAUAAAGGCAAGGCUAAAGAGACAAAAGCCUUUGAUUUAGACGACAUAGACGAUGAUUUGAGAUUUGCAAUCGAAUUGAGCUUGGCGGAGGCAGCCAGUCGGGAAUGUCUCUAG